Messenger RNA from Gopherus evgoodei (Goodes thornscrub tortoise), 1575 nucleotides. It is a transcript of the gene WBP4, whose product is annotated as WW domain binding protein 4. The transcript is spliced from 10 exons. Gene Ontology annotation, cellular component: precatalytic spliceosome; nucleus. Gene Ontology annotation, molecular function: RNA binding; zinc ion binding; protein binding. Gene Ontology annotation, biological process: mRNA splicing, via spliceosome. Lineage: Eukaryota; Metazoa; Chordata; Testudines; Testudinidae. The coding region runs from base 130 to 1272 and encodes 380 amino acids. The record is from RefSeq and is a predicted model, not a curated record.
CCCGUAGCUCCAGACCCUGUGACGGGCCAGACUGUGCCUCCGCUGAGCUUAGCAGCUCUGGGCGUUCGAAGGGGCCCGGCGCGCGGGGCUGGGAGCGGCGGCGGCUGCACCCGGAGCAGAGCAGCGGCGAUGGCUGAUUACUGGAAAUCACAGCCAAAGAAAUUCUGUGGUUACUGCAAGUGCUGGAUAGCAGACAACAAGCCUAGCAUUGAAUUUCAUGAAAGGGGGAAGAACCAUAAGGAAAAUGUGGCAAAGAAAAUUAGUGAGAUUAAAAAGAAAAGUAUGGAAAAGGCAAAAGAAGAAGAAAAAAUGUCAAAGGAAUUUGCAGCAAUGGAGGAAGCUGCACUGAAAGCGUAUCAAGAGGAUCUGAAAAGGCUUGGAGUUAAGUCAGAUUCUAUAAGUCCCAGUUCAACACAAAGUAAACCAGAGGAAAAGAAAGAAAAGAAGGAAAAGAAAAAAAAGAGAAAAGUCACCUCAGAAGUGCCAUUGGAUGAAACAAAGGAAUGGGUGCAAGGACUUUCCCCUGAGGGUUACAUGUAUUACUAUAAUACUGUAACUGGAGAAUCACAGUGGGAGAAACCUGAAGGAUUUCAAGACAACUCUCGGAACUCACAAAUGACAGGAGUAUGGGUGGAAGGAGUCAGUGAAGAUGGUCAGACCUACUAUUAUAAUACAGAAACAGGAGUAUCAACGUGGGAGAAGCCUGAUGGUUUUGUUUCAUCUUCGUAUGAGAGCAAUAAAGAUAACAAUCAUCCAGAAGAACACACAACAGCAGAUUCAAAGGGAUCUGAAUCAGAUGCUGAGAAGGAUGGUAAUAAAAGUGAAGCACAAAAGCUAGAAACAAACUUAAAGAUGAAAAGAGACAGCGAUGAAGAAACAGGGGAAGAGACGUCCCCCAGAGUUAAAAAGAUAAGCCCUUAUGGAGAGUGGCAGGAAGUUAAACAAGAAACUGAUGUUGCUCAGGAUGAGGCCCCAUCAGUUCCACAAGUUACCUCCCAUAAUGUAUCUAAAAAGACAAACCCUUAUGGAAACUGGAAGGCAGUUACAGAAAAGGAAGACCCAUAUGAAAAAGUGGACUUAGAGCUUCCCAGUACAGAGAGUGACUAUCUGCCUCUGCCAGUGCUCCAGGUUCCAGAGGAUGCAAAAAUGAUAUUUAAAGAAAAAACAGUCACCUCCCUUGGAGACCUGACAGAAGAGGUGCCGAUCUUCAAAAAGAGAAAAUUUGAAAAUGGAAAAUCUAGAAAUUUACGACAAAGACCAACUAAUCAGUAAUAAAUUAACAAAGCAUUUUAGAUGCUGUUUAAACAAGAGAGGGUCAAAAGUUACUAUUUUAAACAAGCUUUUUUUAAAGAAAAUGUUGGUUAGAAAUUAAGAAUUUAUAGUUAUUAAAAAUGUAUUGAAUGUGGAUUGUAAUAAAUGUUUUAUUUUUAUGUUAAUGUGAUUAUAUUUUGUUUUCUGAAUGGAUAAUUGCACAAUUGAUGCAGUGUUGUAAAUACAUUUAUUUUUUAUUUUAACCCUGUUACCUGAUUUCAGUUUGCUCAAUGUGUGCUACUUAAAAUACAAUAUAAUAUAUAA